Messenger RNA from Linum tenue, 321 nucleotides. The record is from the annotation of a GenBank genome assembly. Lineage: Eukaryota; Viridiplantae; Streptophyta; Magnoliopsida; Malpighiales; Linaceae.
AUGUGGGCAUCGAGCUGCUGUCGGCUUCGAUUCUCGCUCUUUCUCCGAUGGACGCCGACGCCACCAGGAUCGAAUACUACGCCACGGUGGGAGAGCCUAUGUCUCCGAUUCAGAUCUGCCUCACCGAUCCUACCGCACAGCCAGGCCCUGCAGCUCUUUCGCCGCAGUUCUCUCCGCCUUCAGCUCCUCGUACUGGCUCGCCUUCUUAUCCUCAUCCUACUCUCCCCGGACAAAGCAACGACGACCAGUCUGAAAUCCCAAUUCGCCAUCUCCCCGCAGCGACGUUUCCAAUCCGAACCGUGCCCAACAGAUCGCCAAUAG